GUUUUCUCGCCUGCGAGUCCGGCGACCUUUUUGGGGUUACCAGGAUGUACGCCAGUCGACCUGCCGAUCAUAUUGGCUCAGUUCGAUCGAAAGUCCCUAAGGACAAUACGAAAACUGAUCGAGGAUAGGCAAAUCAGCCUUCCAGAAUUCCUUCGCAUUAUUAAGGGUAGGUUAAUAAAGGUGCUUUUCUUACCGCUUUUUAUGCCUCUCCUAAGGGAGAAAGGCAUAACUACAAGCGGGGUAAGCGAGCACCAAAAGCCUACCUCUAAUAUUAUCGUAGUCAAAGCUGGGGCGUACGAUUCCAAGCGCAUUGUGGACUUCCUAGCCGGACUAGUGGACGUUUUUAACGACAUCGUGGCGCGAAAUGCGACAACGAUUCAUUGGCGAGACUUCGCGGAAUUGGUGGUUUCCACAUCCACUAGCAGCAUCGACACUGGGGACUUGGGAGCGAUUCUAAGUGAUGGCCUAGCGAAAGUAUGUCGAAAAAGUUCGCAGGGGGAAGAUCAAGCGCAAAUUCAACCACAGGUGCGGUAGAUGUAGG
This is a messenger RNA of Amoebophrya sp. A25, 541 nucleotides long. NCBI's taxonomy places the organism in Eukaryota, Dinophyceae, Syndiniales, Amoebophryaceae. The record is from the annotation of a GenBank genome assembly.